AUGUCUGUGGCACUGGACAGUCAGUGUCCAGGCCAGCAGCCUUGCCUCUGGAGCCAGGCGCCAAGCCCCUGGGAGGAGAUUGCCUCACUGAUAUCCUUGGACACUAACAAGAAGAACAUUCGGAACGUCUGGAAUGUGCAGGGCCACAUGUCUACGCUGUCAGAACAAAGCUGGCUGCUGCGGACCCGUGUGAAGCUGCUGCGGACCCGUGUGAAGCUGCUGCGGUCCCGUGUGAAGUUGCUGCCAAGAAACGGGUCCUGUGUUGGAAAUCUGGAGAUAGAUGUGUUUGCUCUUUGCAUCUUCCUAGGUGUUUCCUGUAAUGUUUCUGUGGAUAAGGAACAGAAGCUAUCCAAACGUGAAAAGGAAAAUGGUUGCAUCCUUGAGACUUUGUACUGCACGGGGUGCUCACUCAACCUCGGCUACGUGUACAGAUGCACACCCAAGAAUCUUGAUUACAAGAGAGACUUGUUUUGCCUCAGUGUUGAAGCCAUCGAAAGUUAUGUUUUAGGGUCCUCUGAAAAGCAAAUUGUGUCAGAAGAUAAAGAGCUUUUUAAUCUUGAAAGCAGAGUUGAAAUAGAAAAGUCUCUAAAACAGAUGGAAGAUGUCUUGCAAGCAUUACAAAUGAAGCUGUGGGAGGUUGAAUCAAAAUUGUCCUUUGCCACUUGUAAAAGCUGAACUCUAGUCUGUGUCCUCCAUUCUGUCCCCACCCUUCUUCCCUUUAUUUGUUAAAUGAAGCAACAUAGUGAGAUGUCGCUACCAAAAAAAAAAAAAGAAAAAAAUAGCCAGGCAUGUGAAAGGCUGAGGUGGGAGGAUCACUUGAGCUUGGGAGGUCAAGGGUGCAGUGUGAUCAUGCCAGAGUGAGACCUUGUCUCAAAAAAAAGAGAAAGACGCCACAAUUGUAGCAUUACUUUUAUAGCUAUUGUUGAAAAACGUGCGCUUUGAAUGAAGAGAACUUCCAAACAAGCUUCAUGUGAGCAACAUGGCUAUUUAUCCACCUGGGUGCAGGUGGGCUAAGGUUGAAAAGGGCAUUAGCAAAGGGCAGUGAGCUAGUGGUUGGUUUUAUAGGUUUCGGCAGUUUUUUUGGGGGUGAGGGUGUUGCAGAGUACAGUUACAGUGGUGGAGUUGGGUAAGAGGUAUUUACAUUAUCAUAAGAAUAGUUAAGAUGUCAGGGUUGGGUGAGAGGUAUUUACAUUAACAUAAGAACAGUUAAGAUGGCAGGGUUGGGUGAGGGGCUUGUCCGGGGGAACAGGGACAAUGUCGAACAAGCAGGCAUAGGGUGGGAGACUUCAGCCAGGCAAGCAGGAAUUCAGACUUUCAGGCUCCAGGCUUGCAUAUGGAAACCUGACAGCUAUAUUUUGUGGAAAAGAAGUGACUGUUUCUCAAAAUCCCAUUUUAAAGCCGUUUUAUGGUACUUGUUGGAAUUGGGACUUAGGAGUUUUGAUUUUGUUAAGAAACUGCGAUGAUUUUUCUGAACUUUUCUUCUCUGUAUCACAUUUAUUCUUUAUUUACUAUUUUUAAAAACUUUUAACACUUGGGACAAUAUUUAUUAUAAAUGAUAAGAAAAUCUUAGAGGUUUUUCUACCCACAGUGUCAGUGAAUCUUCUCUGAAAAUUAGUGCGUAAAGUUCCCUGAAGAAAUUGAUCGUAAUUAUCUUUCAGAACUGUUUGAAAACUUGCAGAAGAGUAGUUGUAUCUAUGUAGUAGGAUUUUACCUUGUCCUGCUUCUGUGCUACUAUAUGCUUAGAAAACCUGGAGGAAUGUUUAUCAAAGAGGAGAAGUCAACUCUGAUGGUGGGAUUCUGGGGGAAUUUUUGGCUUUUCUGUUUUCUAUAAUGUAACACUUUUAUAGUGAGUAUGUAUUUUUAUAAUUGAAGAGAAUAAAGAUUAAAACAAAGUGCUUUAA
This is a messenger RNA of Cebus imitator (Panamanian white-faced capuchin), 1901 nucleotides long. It is a transcript of the gene MIS18A, whose product is annotated as MIS18 kinetochore protein A. Gene Ontology annotation, biological process: chromosome segregation; CENP-A containing chromatin assembly. The transcript is spliced from 9 exons. Gene Ontology annotation, cellular component: nucleus; chromatin; chromosome, centromeric region. The record is from RefSeq and is a predicted model, not a curated record. Bases 1 to 675 code for a protein of 224 amino acids. Lineage: Eukaryota; Metazoa; Chordata; Mammalia; Primates; Cebidae.